Moesziomyces aphidis is the source of this 2115-nucleotide messenger RNA. The record is from the annotation of a GenBank genome assembly. Lineage: Eukaryota; Fungi; Basidiomycota; Ustilaginomycetes; Ustilaginales; Ustilaginaceae.
AUGGUCAGUCUACGCUCUUCAAAGCGGCAGCAGGAGAGAAAUGCGGGAAGCAGCCGAACAGCUAAGGCGCGCGCGCCGUCGUCGUCAUCGUCCGUGAAGGGCUCGCUCCGCCUGCAAUCCGACGAAAACGCGUCUCACGUUCGACAGGCGCUCGGCGACAUCAAGAACGUCGCGGCCGGACGCCGAGCUGAAGCUGCGGCGAGCGGCACGCAGAGGAAGCCCCUGGGAAAUCGCAACGCUCCACCGCAGAGCCAACAGACUCAAGCAAAGAGCAAGGCUCGGCCUGCUUCUAAGUCGGCCGCGGCUGCCAAGUCCAAAUCGCCCGCUCCCACAUCAAGGACUGCAUCGACGCGACCGAAGCGCAGUGCUGCCGAUCAAAGCGCCGAGGCAAAGCCGAGCAUCCCCACACGAGCGAGGUCUCCCAGCGUGAUGUCAGUGCAGGAAGUCAAGAGGACUGAGUAUGGGGCCUUCUCGCAUGUCGAAGUGCCCUCGACUUCGCACCUUUGCGAAGUAUCGGCGGGCGAUUCACUUUCGGCGCAGAUCGAGGCGGCGGCGCAUCGCACAGCCAAGCCGGCACCAACCCAUGCUGAGCUCAGCCGCGUGUCGCCGGCUCUCGACAGCGACGACCUCGACUACUUUGAUGCCAACAAGCUGCCCAUGCCACACGAGCAGCACGAGGCACAAGACCCGAACUCGUCGUCAAAGGGAGGUGGCUCGGAUGCAGAAUCGGCCACAGUACACGGAUCCUCGGACAAGGAGAAUCUGCCUCCACCCGCCACUCGCGCAUCUGCCAGCGUCAGGCCGCCGCCGCGCGAGCGCGCAGGGGUGUUGCAACCCUUGGAGGGCGGCCAGCCGGUGCACUCGACGCCGAUUGUGCGCGGGCGCUCUCGCGGCGCCGGCGCCGGCGCACUGUUGGAUGAUCUGUUCCUCGUCGAGUCGGAUGGCAGUCAGCCCGAUUCGCCAGGAGUCGCACGCCGCGCACCGCUGACCGAGUCCGCACAGCAGCUGCUCGACUACCAGGAUCGCGGCGUAUCCAAGGUGAUGGCGUGGAAAGCAGCGGGGCAUGAUCCGGCCGCCCGUCUGGCGCAGCGCACCCCCUCGUCUCCCGGUGGCUCGAAUGCAGACUCGUGGCCGACGGAGCCCGAGGAUGAUGUGGAUCGCGCAAAGCAUGUGGCGAGCGACGAGAGCGACGAGUUUGGCUUUUUCAUUGCCGAGCGCGAGGUCCGCAAGCGGGCGCAGGCGCCGGUCGAGCCGGAAGAACAAGACGCGCAGUCUGCGCAGAGCGGCUCGGUUCAGUGGGUGCCUGGAGAUGUUCCGACGGACCCGUUCAACGCGAGCGACGAUCGACGGCUGGCGGAGCACGCUUUUGCAGGCAUGUCGAGCCCACCACUUGCGCCAGCGCGCUACGAGACGCCGGGCUCGCAGCCAGCAUCCGUCGGUCACCCCGACAGCGACGGCGAACAUGACUCAACAGGGCAGCCAGCAGAGGAGGAUAGCGAGACGUCGCCUUCGCCACCGCCCGUGCGACGCUCCACGCGCGUGAAGCAAGAAAGACAACCGGUGGAUGACUCAGACGUCGAGGCUCCGCCGGCCAAGCGGCGUGUAGCAACUGUGACGACGCGGCGCCGCUCGGAGCGGCACGAGGCCCGUAGGCAGAGCGCAGAAUCCAGCGUUGGGCGCACGAGCAAGCCCGCGACGAAGAGGGUGGCGCGCAACAAACAGGCGUCACCGUCAUCGUCGUCGUCGGAUGUGGAGGUGGCGGGGGAGCCUCACAAGCGCAAGGCGACCAAGAAAGCAGCGCGCAAGAAAAGUGCGUCAGAGGACGAGGACGAGGAGGAGUCGCCCUUGGCGGCCAAUCUACGCAUGGAUGACUAUGUCAAGCUGCUCCCGCCGCGUCGGCGUGCCACCAAGUCCACGCCCAAGGCGCGAGCGACGGCGGCGAAGCGCAAGACCAAAGCAAAGGCCAAGGCGAAGACCACGGCCAAGAGCAAUGACGACGAGAGGGACGAGGUGGGGUCGUCGCCGAUUCACACGGACGACUCGGAGCGCACCAAGGCGGUCAAGCAGCUCAGGGCGGUCGAGGACUACAGUCUCGAGGUCGAGCUGGUGCUCUAG